GUAGUUAGUCUUUACCAGCAGUCGUGGUUUAAUCAAUUAGUAAUACAGAGGAAUCAUUAACUAGGAGAAAAUGUCAAGUCUAAGAAUGAAAGAGGCAGCCCUUAUCUAUCUUGAUAGAAGUGGAGGCCUUCAGAAGUUUAUUGAUGAUUGCAAAUAUUACAAUGAUUCAAAACAAAGUUAUGCUGUCUAUCGAUUCAAUAUUUUAAUAAAUCCCUCUGAUGUUGUUGAAUUAGAUGCUGAACUAGGAAAUCACAUUUUACACCAGCCUUUAAAAGCUGCUCAAGUAUUUCAAUCAGUAAGUUAAAAAGAAAGAAGUAAUUUUAUGCCACAUGAAAUUUUUCAUAACUUUUUUGUUUGUUUGAAAUUACAGGUCUGUUUUACUGCUGUUAAAACUCUCUCAUUAAUUGGACAAUUACAAACUGAAACCCAAAUUAAUAUAGUGCUGAAGUUAACACAUUUACCUCCUCUGCCAAGUUAUAGUCUUGAUCUUUGUGAGUUUCCACUUGAUUAUACAUCUCAAAGGUUUUUUAUGAUGCAAGGAAUAGUGAUUGCAGUGACAACUGUAACCAAGUAUACGCAAGGUGCAAGAUUUCUUUGUUCAGAUGAAGCAUGCCCUCUUUCAAAAGGAUUUCAGUACAUAAGAGUGCAUAUGCCUGGUGCUACAGAAUCUGCAACAGUAAGGAACGACUUUUUGUGUAAUCUAUGUUCAUCUUCACUUCAAGAAGACAGAAAAUUCAGAGUACUUGGUGAUAAACAGAUAGUUGAAAUUAUUACUGCAAAGGCACUUCAUGCCUUUCAAGGAUAUUCUAACAAUCAGCCAUUUAGGUUUCAAUCUCUUACUAUUUUCCUAAGAGAUGAAUCAGUGAAUAAAAUGAGUAUAGGAAAUGAGUAUAAAAUUAUUGGAAUUCCAGCCUGUGUAAAAACCUCACAAACUUCUGUUUGUAUGGAGGCAAAUAGCAUCACUUUUUGUAAUCCAAAAGUACCUUCAGGACCUGAAAUUAGCGACAAUUUCAGGUAUCUCCUUACUUUGACUUCCAGCUCAUACUGGAAGUUUGCAGCAAUACUUGCCAAUAUCUUUGCAUCACAAAUUGUUCCUCUUGGGACUUAUAAUUUGCUCAAGCUCUGUUUGCUGAUGAGUCUAGUACAGACAAGUAACCAUAAUAAGGAGCUGGAAGAUUACCUGGAUAUUUUAAUCAUAACAAGUGAUACUCUACUUGUAGACAGGCUUUUGAAUUUUAGUAUAAACCUUGUGCCCCGUGGUAUACGUCAUCCAGUCUCUACUGAAAUUUUUCCUACUCUGUCCAGGAAUAAGUAUGGAACUGGAGCAGUUAGCAUUCAAGCUGGCAGUGCUUUGCUAGCUAAAGGUGGUAUCUGCUUUAUAGGAGACUUGGCUUCACACAAAAAAGAUAAACUUGAACAGCUUCAAUCAGUUGUAGAAAGCAGAAGCAUCACAGUGCACAUCCCAGGAAAGAAGUAUGGGGAUGAUAUUGAUCAACAAAUGACUUUUCCAGUUCAGUGCAGUUUUUGGACUUUUGUUGAUAUGGAUUCAUCUUCAAGGAGGAAUAUGCAGAAAACCAACACUCUAAUUGGUCAGAUGGAUUACAGUUUGAUUCCAGUUAAUCUUGUAGAGACAUUUGGGUUGUUGAUUAACUGCAAUGAAUCAUCUCCUUGUCACUCAUUUCUUCCUACUGUGCAACACACUUUAAAGAAAGCCAUUGAGCCUGAAGGGCUGCUUCAUGUAGCUUCUAAGCAGUUCACAACUAAUGAUUUUGAAAAGCUGCUGGCCUUUGCAAAGAAUUUGAAUGUAGAAUUCAGCUUGGAGGCAGAAAGAAUGAUACAUGGCUAUUACCUAGCAAGUCGCAGAAUCAGAACAGAUUCUAUAUAUGGAUCAAAAUUAUCAGCAUCUGCAUUAAAAUAUUUAAUUUCCCUGUCUGAAGCCCAUGCUCGACUGAACUUAAGAAAGAAAGUGCUUAAAGAAGAUGUACUAAUUGCAGCUUUAUUAUUUGAAACAUCUCUCACAUUGAAAUAUGGGGCCACUGUAUUUUGUGUUGCUCCAAAUGCAGUAUUUCCAUUUGAACUGUACAAUGAAGAAUAUUUAGAGCAAAGGGACAUCUAUCUGACUCAAUGCCAGCAAGAACUUCAACAGUUUAUUGCCACAUAUGGACCUGGGACAGCUAUUUUCACUAGUGAUGAAUAAGCAAUAUGAAGAAAAUGUCUUUCUACUUAAGCAGUGGAAAUGUUAGUGGUUUUGAAGUAAUGCUUCAUUCAGCUAAUACUGUGUAUAGUAGUAUGUUAGAAUGCCAUCCUAAAAAAUGUAAAAUGUUUUCUUAAAAUUAAUUGCUAAUGGAAUAAACACUAAUCCAAAGCUCAGAGCAAAUAGAAAUUUCAAAUUUAGAAUCCUAUUACAAAAACCUCUGGCUAGCCCAGUACAUGUGGUCAACAUGGUCACUGGAUAAAAAAAUAUGAAUGCGGUAAACUAGUCAGUGUAAAAAAUGGUAGCUUUUAUGUAGUUCCCCUACACUUGUCACAAGAUGGCAAUUACAUUUUAACAAAUCAUUUUAAACCGUUUUUUUGCACUUGUGACUUUGACAGAUUAUUAAUUUAUAUAACCAGAGCCUCAAAUUUAAGGACUCUUCAUAUUUUACUAGAUAUUGGCACAUCCAUUAUAUAGAUAGUUAUUAUUUAGGAAGUCCGAAAUAUGGAAUCAGGAGAAGCCUUGGAAAAUUUUCCCUUUUAUAAAGCCAUGUUAAAUGAACACACAUAAUUUACAUCAAAUCAAAGAAUAAUAAUAAGUGAGUCUUUAUUAUAAGAAAAGUACUGUUUGCAUUUUUGGACGGAAGGUAACUGCUCUGAAAAGACAGGACAUCAUGAGAAAACAUGCCGCCUUAUAAAAUCCCAAAAUGUUUUCAUUCUUUAAAGCUUCAAGAUUUCUACUAAAAGGAAAAUAUCGUGUAAUUGCCACUUUAUUAGCCAACAUACUACCAUGCACUGAUUCUUUAGAAAUUGGUAGAGCUCUUAACCAUAAAGGUGGGGAGGUCUCUCUCUACAGGGUUUUGCCAGAUCACUGCCUUCCUGGUCAUUCACUUAACAGUAUUUUUUGAACAUCCACUAGUGCCAGAGAUUAUGCAGUUAAGUCUUCAUAUUUACAUACAAUUGUAUAUUGUCAAGACCUUAUUUUGCGGCAUCCUCAUUACUACAUUUCAUGUUUCUGGUUCUGUUUGGGAUGAAAGCAAAACACAUUUGUUUUAUUAAAGCUAGGAUCCAUAAAAUGGAACCAUUUUACAAUUGUAGUGUUAAGGUUCUAUUGAUGAAACGAGGACUGGUAUCACUGGGGGGUAAAAUGGUUUUCAAGUGUUGCCUCGGACAAGAACGAUUAUAGAGAUGUUGCUGUAUAUGUCUUAUACUGUUUGAUUUACCAUGUUGAAAUUAUAAUCCUGAUAAACGGAGGGAAUUUAUAUGCUGUGGGACUCAACAGGAAAGCAAGAUUUAGCUCUAUUUAAAGUCUUCACCCAGGUAGGAACUGUUUAGAAUUCUUUUAAAUUCUCAAGUCCUGGAUAGACUGGACUGUCCAGUCACUAUUUUCCUUAAUACAGCAUAUUGUUAUUGCUUAUUAACUAAGAUUAGGAUUACUUUUUUGUUUACAGAGGUAAAAGCAAACUGAUGAAAUUUAAAUUAAAAAAAAUUUAUGUCACAAGUGAAACCUCUACUUUUACAAGGCAAUUAAGGAGUUAGGAGAUGCUAACUAUAGUUGGCCCUGGAACAAGGGGAUUAGGAGCUUAAUCCCCCCUCCUCCCAUGUAAUUGGAAAUCUCCAUGUAACUUUUGACUCUCCAAACAACCUACUGUUGACCAGAAGCCUUACUGGUAACACAGUUGAUUAACACAUUUUGUAUGCUAUUAUAUAUGGUAUUCUUGUAAUAAAAGAAGAUAAAAAUUUUUUCCAAGUUGUCACAUAUCUCUCAAAAUCUUCCAGUAGAUUUACUGGAAAAAAAAUAACAUCUGCUUAUAAUUGGACUUGCACAGUUCAAAUUUCAGGUUUAACAACAGGUUAUGCAGGGAGGCCCAUAUAGUUAUCUGGUGUUCAAUGAUUAGGGCCUCUGCAGAACCCUGCUAAGGAAAGAAAAAGGGUAUGAGAACUGGAAGUACUAGAAAUGUCUCCCCAGCUGCUUAUCCACCUACCUCAUACAGAAAUCACUAUCCACAAAUGAGCUAGUUAUUGACAAGAGCAUAGUCUCCCUGAAAUGUGUUUAAAGAAAGUCUGAACUAGUGGCUAUGAGAACAGAGAUGUUUAAAGAUUUGAUAUAUUUUAAAGGGAACACUUUAUUGCGCAGCAAUUAAAAGUAUUCAGACAUGUAUUUUUCUACAUAAUUUAUUGUGAGAUUACCAAUGUUAAAUAAAAUGUUAAUUUUCA
This is a messenger RNA of Manis javanica (Malayan pangolin), 4410 nucleotides long. NCBI's taxonomy places the organism in Eukaryota, Metazoa, Chordata, Mammalia, Pholidota, Manidae. The record is from RefSeq and is a predicted model, not a curated record.